Molecule: messenger RNA, 872 nt
Organism: Varroa destructor (honeybee mite)
Lineage: Eukaryota; Metazoa; Arthropoda; Arachnida; Mesostigmata; Varroidae
Source: RefSeq, a predicted model, not a curated record
AGUUAAGCAAUCUAUGGAAGACUGCAAAUGCAACACUUUCAUAAUUUCGUGCUUUGUGCCUUUUAUUAUAAUAGUAAAAAUUUGGCAAUAUUUUUCGGUAUAAAUUGCUUCUAAUUAGUUGUCCCUUUAUGGCAAAAAAAUAGCAUUAAUUUGUGGCAUUAUGGUAAAAUCCGCCCUUACAAUUGCCUCGCCUGACGCCUUGCUCUAGUUGUUCGAAAGGUUCAACAUAGCAAUCUGCCUUAUAUUAUACAUGGACGGAAUCCUGUCGUAUUGAAGACAUUGCGGCUUACACGAGCUAACAAGGCAACGACAGCCUUGAAAGAAAGCACUUCCGUUUGUGAUAACCAGACAGGGUUUAUUGGGCUAUCUAAAAGCCUCGUGCAUAGCUAUUGUAUUUUCGAUUGUUUCCAUGUUAAACUUGACAUUUGAUAAUCUUGACCAGCUACGCCAUGGCUGACUGAAUAGACCCGUUAAUUGUUUAACAGCUAAUAGAUGGUUACUUGACUAGCGAACCAUAGUGGUCUUAAAGAAUUGGUACCAAUGUGUUUCGAAAAGUACGAGUCGUCAACAAAGAUGUAUCGGAUAUGCGAUCAUUUCAGCAACGAACACAACAUCUACAAAUAUCGUAAAAAAAUAAUCAACGCAAAACUACUCAGUCAAUGGCGUACGUUUGUUCUCGCUGUCCGAUCAUCAAAAGCAGGGGAAGCACAACUGAAGCAGACUCUCUGGAACAAACUGAUCGGGUUAAUGACGCACGCUGAUGGGUGUAUAGCAGAAAAAAAGGGUGACCCGAACAAUUAAAUGAGUUGGCUGGUGAAACAACUGGUACUGCAGCAGGUUAAUGAGGUAUAACUGGGUAACACGUAAGUUGA